ACCAUUUUUGUUUUUGGAAUGGCGUAUCAUUUCGGCGACGGUUGGUUGUUGAGAAAAAGGCUCCUUUUUUUUUCUUUACCUUCCAAGUGUUCGCCUUUUCAUUUUAAGUUGAGAUAGUGGGCGUAGCUUUGGGUGUGGUUGAGGGAGGCGAUCAUUGCCGAUUCCGGUGCUGUGAAGGUCAAACUUAAUCAGAGCGAUAUUUGUGUUUAUUCCGUAUUGCGCUUUCCUUUGUCUAGAAUAUGCCGCAUGCUUUCUGGUUAUUCUCUGUAGUUCUUUAAUUACGAGUUAUUUGGGAGUUCGGACAGGGAAAGUGAGCAAAAUCGAAACAUGGUCUUUCCGUUAGAAUGUUGUUGUCGCAUGUGUGGGUGAAUUGGAGAUUUUGUUGUUCUUCAAGGACCGUUGGAAAGUAGGAUGGAUAUUUGGGGGUCCUUAUUGCAGCCAAGACUUCCGCGGCGUGCUGCUUUUUACAUUUAGUAUCUUUUGUUGGAGCUAAUGGUCGAGUAGAGAUCACUCUGUUUAUGUUGGGAUUUAGGGGUCAGCUUUAAACAUCCUAAACUUGCAAUGCUAACGUUCCCUUGUUGCAUGCUGAUUUACCCUGAUGAAUGGUCCCUUUAAUCAGAUGUUAUUGGAGAUUCUUGGACUCUUGUGCGGCAAGUAAGGAAAAGGUAAUCAAGAGGAGAGGAGGAUUUAAUAAGCUGUGUAGCCUCUCUCCUCAGCUUCAAAGUUUUGUUGGAGAGUCUACAUUGGCCAGAACAGAGGUUGUGAAGAGAAUCUGGUGCCAUAUCCGACAGAAAAAUUUGCAAGAUCCGAGCAAUAGGCGUAAAAUAUUGUGCGAUGAAUCACUGCAUAAGCUUUUCAAUGUCAACUCUAUUGACAUGUUUCAGAUGAAUAAAGCCCUUGCCAAGCAUAUAUGGCCAUUAGAAGCCGACGAUGAAAAUGCAAUAAAGCAGACAAAGAAUGAGGAGUCCGUUGACUCUCAGUCAGAUGGAGAAGUCAGCAAUGCUAUCGAAGAAGCUGAAGAUGAUGAACGAAAUGAAAAUGAGGAAGGGGAAGAGAUGAAUGGACGGAGAAGCAAGAAAGGACGGUCUACUAAAGAGGAUAAAGGAGUUAAGAAAAGAGGUGGUGGGUUUAAUAAAUUGUCCAGCCUCUCUCCCCAACUUCAAGUGAUCACUGGGGUGCCUGAGCUGGCUAGAACAGAGGUUGUGAAGAGGCUUUGGGCAUACAUCCGGGCGAAUAGUUUGCAAGAUCCAAAGAAUAAGCAAACUAUUAUUUGUGAUGAAUCCCUACGGUCCCUCUUUUGUGUGGAUUCUAUUAACAUGUUUCAAAUGAAUAAAGCCCUUUCCAAGCAUAUUUGGCCAUUAAAUGAUGGAGAAGCGCCUGAGAAGAAUUCUCUGAAGGAGGAGACAUGUGAUUCAACAAGAGAUGAAGAUGAAGAAGAGCAGAAAGAUGAAAAGCAGAAGAAAAGAGGUUCUGGUUUUACUGCACCACUACCCCUCUCAGAUGCUUUAGUGAAGUUCAUUGGCACAGGUGAAAGUGCAUUAUCUCGAGCUGACGUCGUGAAGCGAAUGUGGGAUUAUAUAAAACAAAAUGAUUUGCAGGAUCCAUCGGAUAAGAGGAGAGUCAUAUGUGACGAGAAACUGAGGGAACUUUUUGAGGUGGAUUCUUUCACCGGGUUCUCAGUCUCAAAGCUUCUCACGGCGCAUUUUGUCAAAGGCAGGUGACUAAGGCUACUUGAAAUGUACAUAUUUGAAGCCCGCGAGAAGUGGGCAAUUUUGUUUAGCAACAAAUUUAUCAUUGUAGUCUAGUAGCUUGUAUUUUCCUCACUGACAAUAUAUAUGGUACUUGGGAUUUUGUUGUCCUA
This is a messenger RNA of Syzygium oleosum, 1861 nucleotides long. Its product is annotated as upstream activation factor subunit UAF30. The record is from RefSeq and is a predicted model, not a curated record. Lineage: Eukaryota; Viridiplantae; Streptophyta; Magnoliopsida; Myrtales; Myrtaceae. Gene Ontology annotation, cellular component: nucleus. The coding region runs from base 603 to 1721 and encodes 372 amino acids. The transcript has 9 exons.